Molecule: messenger RNA, 1190 nt
Organism: Myzus persicae (green peach aphid)
Lineage: Eukaryota; Metazoa; Arthropoda; Insecta; Hemiptera; Aphididae
Exons: 3
Coding region: 287-1006 (239 amino acids)
Source: RefSeq, a predicted model, not a curated record
GCUCUGACGCUCAGUCGCGCAUCAGACGCCGUGCGGGCCACUCGUUAGCCGAUAUCCGUGCAUGUAGCAGUGCUGUAAUAGUAUCCGUUGCCUGCUGCAGUGUCGUCGCGCGUACAGACCGAACGGGACACGCCGGGUCAUCGGUAUACAUCAUCGCAACAACAACAAUAUUGUUGUACAGGCGUAUCGUGCACAACGCCCUCAUCGUUAAUAUCGUAAAUAAUUUAUUGAUAUUAUAAUACUAUCUCGUCCGUGCUGCAGCUCGCGGCGCACACGACCCGCCGGCAUGCAGUACUCACAGCGACGGUGGUGCAACUCGGCGGUCCCGGUGCUGGUGCUGUCAGCGCUGGUGCUGUUGACGCACGGCGCCACGAUCAAGUUCGACCAGAGUCAGACGGGCGACUACAACCUGCAGAUACACCUGAAGAACAUCGAACUGUACGCGGUGUUCGACGACUCCGGCGGCAGCGAAGACGAAUACGAAGACUUACCUGACUACACGGACGCAGUCGAAGGUCCGGCAAAACCACCGCAGAACGCAUCCUCGACUUACACUCCGACAUCGAGCACAGUGGCCACAGCGGCGGUUGUAAGCAGUACGAAUUCACCAGCGUUGGCCUUGCUUGACCCGUACUCGCCGUCCAACAGCGACAAGAUUGUUCAGAUGGUCGAGGCGCUGAUCGCUAGCAACGGAAACACUUCCGACUUACCCACCGAACAGCCGCCGCCGUCGGCGAUUGCAGUCACACCAUCGUUGUUGUCGUCGCCAUCUCCAUCCGGUCAGUCAUCGUCAGCUGUCGCCACAGCUUCCGCUGCCGCGUCCGCAACGAACAGCACGGCCAAUCGGAAGUGUGGACCUGGAUAUUUCAGGGAUCCGAUGGGUCGGUGUAGGCGCAUCCGAAAACCACAUUUACCGUUUUUGCAAAUGGUACACACUCCAGGAGUGAUCAAGUCAUUCCAACCACAGCAAAGGACCACCGAAGACAUAAGUGUGUCGAAAAAUUAAAAAGAAAACAUAGACUAAAUUAAUUUUGUUUUCAUAUGCUGACAUGCUGCUCCGAACGAAUUACGUUUUAAUAUUUAUUAUUUAUCUUUAAUCUACUUAUGCAUAAGAGUUAACAUAAAUUAUUAUAAUAUUUAACCGUGUGUAAUAUAUAUAUAAUUUAUUAAAAUAAAUGUUAUUUACAUGA